CAUAUUCGAAGAUCUUCCAGGUUCCGUCCCUGGUAUUAACGCAGUGAUGGCUGAGCAACUUGUUCCAAGUACUCAGUUAUUGUGCGAUGCUCUCCAAAUCUUGGGCAACUCGGAUGUUGUUGAGCAUGCCCAAAAGAAGAGAAUCAUACUCAGCAAGUUUCCCAAGAAAGAUACGACUGAGACAUGGGAUAAAGGUCAGCGACAUUGGACGAGUUUUGAACAGGAACAUGUGACGGGUCUUAGCGGUCGGGCUACCGUUGCGGCUAAGGGGUUUUAUCAGUAUGGCAACGGAAAGAGACAGGUUGAUAUCAAGCCAGGCGAUUAUUGGGAGCUCCGCUGGGACUACGACCCUGGUAAAGGGUCUCAUGUUAAUGUGAAAGUGGGAAACAACAAGUUUGCUGUUCUCUACCCGGAUGGAUCCAUCAGCAGGGAUCCUAACACAGCACCAGGGGUAUAUUUUGACGUCCUUCGUGAUCAAACAUCAUUCGUGGGAUACAAGAAAGGGAUGAAUCAGGAGGACCUGGACUAUUGCGCCGGGAUGCUUGCUGAGUACUAUCGCGUCAAGUUUUAACAUUUGGACUUGUUGAUGAGCUGGCUAAACAGCAACUUCAAAUAGACUAGACAUUAGAG
Molecule: messenger RNA, 630 nt
Organism: Phialemonium atrogriseum
Lineage: Eukaryota; Fungi; Ascomycota; Sordariomycetes; Cephalothecales; Cephalothecaceae
Exons: 2
Coding region: 47-571 (174 amino acids)
Source: RefSeq, a predicted model, not a curated record